This is a messenger RNA of Malus domestica (apple), 1255 nucleotides long. RefSeq lists its product as uncharacterized. The record is from RefSeq and is a predicted model, not a curated record. Lineage: Eukaryota; Viridiplantae; Streptophyta; Magnoliopsida; Rosales; Rosaceae.
GUUUCAUAGAGGUACACAUAUGGAGUUUUUCAAAAGAGCCAGAGCAGUACGCUUCCGGAGCCACCACGACAAAUAUCUGUUAGCAGACGAGGAUCAAGAGACUGUAUUCCAAGAUCGCGAUGGCACGGUGAAGAAUGCCAAAUGGACGGUGGAGCUUGUCGAAAAUGCAAACACUUUACGGUUCAAAAGCUGUUAUGGCAAGUACUUAACAGCCUCUAGCUUGCCAUUCCGUCUUGGAUUGCGAGGCAAGAAAGUUCUGCAAACCCUGCCAAAGAGAUUAGAUUCGUCCCUGGAAUGGGAACCUAUAAAAGAAGGACACCAGGUCCGGCUCAAGACGCCCUAUGGUCAGUUCUUGCGCGCAAAUGGGGGCGUACCACCUUGGAGAAACUCUGUCACCCAUGAUGUCCCACAUAGAACUGCAUCCCAGGAUUGGGUUCUGUGGGAUGUAGAUGUUACAGAUAUUCGGGUUGAAUCGCCAGAACGUCACCCGGUGGCGAAACCCCCUCCUCCACCACCAGAUGCAUUACUUUCGGAGUCUUCAGCACCUUCAGAACCGACAUCUCCAUCUGAGAUUGACCUUAGAACGCCGAAGGCUUCCAAACGGGAGUCAAGCAAGUCAUUUGAUCAUGAUUCGCCGAAGAAAGAUCCAGGGAGAAUGAUCUACUAUCAUGUGGCUAAUGAGAAAGGAGACGUUGAGGAUUCAUCGGAAGAGUUUUCCUUCCCAUUCAAGGGUAGUGAUGUAGAGGGGUUGAAGCAAAAGUUGAAGGAAGAAACCGGGCUGGAGGAAAUUGAUGUGUGUUCACGCAAUCCUCUGAAUGGACAACUAUAUCCCCUUCGCUUGCAUCUUCCUCCAAACAACCAUGAUAUGCAUAUCGUUGUAGUUCUGUCAUUGUCCGAAGGAAGUGAACUUGACUGAAUUUGCAAAACCUGUUAACAUCAGAUACCGUCUUGUUCAUAUUCUGCACAUUCAGCUCCAUAACUGCUCAAAUUUUUAGAGUACAGAUAGGAAAGGAAGUAGCACUUCAUGCAAAGAAGCAAGGAAAUGUUGUUCGCAGAUUUUUUCAGUAAAUUGGUUCUUCAAUUAUUUCAGGGCCUGAUGGAUUUACUUUAUUCAAUUUUCGAUUUCUUGAUGUAUGAGAACAAAAAACAAGUCUAAUUUAGCAGGGCCAAUUGUAUUUCAACUGUAUGUUUCCUAAUGUGAGGUUGAAGUUUGUAACUGAGAUCAGUAAGUAGAAUACAUAUGCAGCCAAUUCAU